GCGCUGGCUCUGCCGGCGGGCGCCACUCUGCGCUGCCGUCGCGCCCGGCGCCGAGUCGCCGGGAGACCGAGGGCGCCGCGGGCCUGGCCGCCAUGGAGCCGCCGCCCGCCGGGGCCUGGAGCCUCGCCGCAGCCGCCGGGACCGGGCCGCGGGAAGGGCCCGGGCCGGGCCGGGCGCCCGGGCCGGGCCGCGGGGUGGCGGCGGCGCAGAGCGUGGCCGGCGAGGAGCUGCGCGGCGGGCGGCGGGCUCCGUGCGUGCUGAGCCUGGCCCAGCGGCACGGCCGCCACGAGAUAAUUAUCCAUUCACAAGAGAACGAAUACGCUGAUCCGGAUUACAUUCCCAUCAACAGCCGCUUUAAAUGUGUACAAGAGGCAGAAGAGACUCUACUGAUUGAUAUAGCUACAAACACAGGCUGCAAGAUCCGGAUACAAGGUGACAAGACAGCUGAACGGCUCUUUGAAAUCCCUGAUGAGGAGCGUUGCUUGGGCUUUCUUUCAGAAAUACAGAGCAUACAGGAAGCCCACUUGAAAGCUUCUCUUCCUGAAAAUAAGGACCCAGCUAGCUGGCAUCAGGUGAAGAACCUCGCAGGCCUACCACAGGCCUCUGUUUCAGGAGCUCUGGGGUUUGAGGAUGACUUCAACACUAUAAGCCUGGAGAAGAAAAGAAACGUGCAAAACCACCAAAUGGGAUCUCGCCGGGAACCUCCACCUCCUCCUGUGCCUCAAAGUAGGCAAUUGCACCGAGAGAAAGAGAGUACAUCAAGGGACCAGCCAAAAGUAACCAACACUAUGCGCAAAAUAUUUUUGCCCAGCACCCAGUCAGGACAAAGAGAAGGUCUCAUCAAACACGUGCUUGCCAGGAGAGAGAAGGAGUAUGUUAACCUUCAGAACUUCAGAUUUUUUGUGGGGACAUGGAAUGUGAACGGGCAGUCUCCAGACUGCAGCUUGGAGUCCUGGCUUGUGUGUGACAUGGAGCCUCCAGACUUCUAUUGCGUCGGGUUCCAGGAACUGGACCUCAGCACAGAGGCGUUUUUCUACUUUGACUCUGCAAAGGAGCAGGAAUGGCUGGCUGCUGUGGAGAAGUCCUUGCACCCUCAGGCUAAGUAUAAGAAAGUGCAAAUGGUCCGUCUAGUUGGGAUGAUGCUGCUUGUAUUUGCUAAGAAGGAUCAACUGAGUAAUAUCAGAGAUGUCAUGAUAGAGUCUGUGGGCACUGGAAUCAUAGGAAAGAUGGGUAACAAGGGUGGUGUGGCUGUGAGGUUUGUGUUCCACAACACGACGUUCUGCAUUGUCAAUUCCCACUUAGCGGCUCAUGUGGAGGACUUCGAGCGGCGAAAUCAGGAUUAUAAGGAUAUCUGUGCUCGGAUGACUUUCAUAACCCCUGAUGACAGUCUACCUCAGCUCAACAUCAUGAAACAUGAUGUUGUCAUCUGGUUAGGAGACUUGAACUACAGGCUUUGUCUCCCUGAUGCCAGUGAGGUGAAAAGUCUGAUCAGUAAGAAUGAGCUUCAGAAAUUGUUGACAUAUGACCAGUUGAAUAUUCAGCGUACUCAUAAGAAAGCAUUUGCUGAUUUCACCGAGGGAGAGAUUAAAUUCAUCCCUACAUAUAAAUAUGACUCUAAAACAGAUCGCUGGGAUUCCAGUGGAAAGUGUCGUGUGCCAGCAUGGUGUGAUCGAAUCCUCUGGAGAGGAGGGAACAUAAAUCAGCUCCGGUAUCGCAGUCAUAUGGACCUGAAGACUAGUGAUCACAAGCCAGUCAGCGCGCUUUUCCGCAUUGGGGUAAAGGUUGUGGAUGAGCAGAGAUACCGGAAAGUGUUUGAAGACAUAGUUCGUAUGAUGGACAGAAUGGAGAAUGAUUUCCUUCCUUCGCUGGAGCUAAGCAGGAGAGAAGAAUUGGAUUACAAGCAGCAUCUUGGCUCCUUGGCAGAUCUUCUGUUAGGAGUUCAGAAUUGUGCAGGCGCCUCCCAGUCACAGUUUGAAUUUGAAAAUGUGAAGUUCCGGCAGCUGCAGAAGCAGAAGUUCCAGAUCACCAAUAACGGGCAGGUCACCUGUCAUUUCUCCUUCAUCCCAAAGCUCAAUGAUAGCCAGUACUGUAAGCCAUGGCUUCGGGCCGAGCCUUGUGAAGGUUACUUGGAGCCGAAUGAGAGCGUGGACAUUUCCCUGGACGUGUACGUCAGUAAGGACUCAGUGACCCUUCUGAACUCAGGCGAGGAUAAAAUUGAGGAUAUUCUUGUCCUUCAUCUGGACCGAGGGAAGGACUAUUUUCUCACCAUCAGUGGGAGCUACCUGCCCAGCUGCUUUGGCACCUCUCUGGAGGCUCUGUGCCGAAUGAGACGACCAAUCCGAGAAGUUCCAGUCACUAAGCUCAUUGACCUGGGAGAAGACAGCUUCUUAGAAAAGGAGAAAUCGGUUCUGCAGAUAGGCUCCCCGGACAGUGAGGAUGCAAGUGAGAUGCCACUGCCGGUGCCAAAGGAGAUCUGGCUCUUGGUGGACCACUUGUUCAAGAAUGCCUGCCACCAGGAGGACCUGUUCCAGACUCCAGGGAUGCAGGAGGAACUGCAGCAGAUCAUUGACUGCCUGGACACCAGUAUCCCUGAGACAAUCCCGGGCAGUAACCACUCUGUGGCUGAAGCACUCCUCAUCUUCCUGGAGGCUCUGCCGGAGCCAGUGAUCUGCUACGAGCUGUAUCAGCGAUGCCUCGACUGUUCGCAAGACAGCCGGCUCUGCCGACAGGUGAUUUCUCAGCUGCCUCGUUGCCAUCGCAGCGUGUUUCGGUACCUAAUGUCAUUUCUCCGGGAGCUCCUCAAAUACUCAGAAGACAACAAUGUCAGUGCCAACAUGAUUGCCACCCUGUUCACCAGCCUCCUCCUGCGGCCUCCACCCAAUCUGAUGGCAAAACAGACUCAGCAAGACCGCCAGCGUGCAAUCAGCUUCCUCGUCGGCUUCUUGCUCGCAGGGGAUGAGGAGUGACCCCUGCAUCUGUGCCAAAGCUGGGGCCCUGCACUGUAGGCCCUGUGCUGAGGCCAGGCCUCUGACGGUUCCCGAAGGUUGGAAGGCUCUAGGCUACUCCAAGUGCCGUGUUUACAGUCGGAAAGGAAGCGUUCUCCUCUCCUUCCCGCUGCUGUACCCUACACUGCAGAGGACCUGCACGCUCAUUGCACUGCCAUCCAAGUCAGGAGCCUUCUGCUUUCUCCCUAGGCUCUAGGUGGCCCUGCUGGUGCCCAAGCACUGUGCCGGCAGCGUGGCCUUCCCUUAGCGGUGUCACCAGUUCCCUUUAGCUGUGCUUCUCUCUCCUUUCCUCCCCCAAGUCCCUGGAGUCAUUGCUAGGAAGGGUAGAGACUGCAGGUGCUUUUGGAGGGCUGUGGCAGAGCUGGUGGGUGCUCAGCCUGCACGCUGUGUCCUUGCGUGGGUGAGGCAUGCCUACUGGUGCAUACUGAUGUUACUGGUCAGCACCCUGCACUCUGUCCUAGGCUAGCAUUGGUCAUAUGUCACCCUCUGCCUUGAAGCCGACCAGGCUCACUCUGUUACCCCAUCACUGUGCUAUGAAGGCAGGACAACGGCUGUACCAGGAGGGUUAUCUGGAGGUUUGACAUCUUCCCUCCCCUCCAGCAGUGCGUUAUCCUCCUCCCUUGGUUUUGGUUUGUAAGGCUCUGGCACCCAGGCUUUCUCCCCCUCCGGCUUUCUGGCACUAGCAUGUGGGCCUUGCUCUCCUCUCCCUUCCCUUGUGCCCUGGCUUUGCUCUGGGACAUCUGGUUUUGUGGCUGGCUGUUGGAGGACCUUGGUUCAGGCAGAGCUUCUCUAGGGCUGUCCCUGUGUGCUGGCACUGGGUAGGGUGCACAGAACAGGAUGCAGCUUGUGUCCCUCACAGCCCUGUUUGAUGAGCCUCAGGGGUAGGACCUGGUCUGGGUCACCAGGGUGGUGGUGGGUGCUGUCUUUCUCCUCCUCCCUGAGGUGCUGCAAGGAGCAGGUGAGGGGAAAUGAGCCAUGAAUCCACCUCAGGGCUGAGGGAUAGGCUGGUGGUCAUGUGGGGGGGGCUGAUGGGCUGGGGUGGUUGUAGUGCUGGGGUCAGGCAGAGCUUGGUGGGGGGCACCCCUUGGGGCUGGGCACUGAUGGAUGCAAGGAGGAAGGCUUGUCCUUACCAAAACACUAAGCAGAGACCUGCCAACUUGGGCCACAAGCCCAGACAGGGACCCCCCCCCCACCUUGGGACCUCUGGUGUGGGCUGUGAUGGGAGCUGCACGGCCUCAGCCAAAGGGAGUCCACUGCGAGAGGCGAGGUGAGUUGGGGCUUGCGUCCAGGAGAAGCUGGCUUCCUUGCUGGCUCCCACGCUCAGCCUGAGCCCUGUGGGGUCGGGCCGUAUCCUGUGCUGCUCUGUGUUCCCUGUGCCCUGGCUGAGCUGCCAGAGGCUCCUGUACCUUGUGCUCUUCUUUUUUUUAUUUUUAAACUACAUAAUUUAUUGGGAAUCUGUUUGUUCCAAAUAAACCUCCAUUGUGCAAUGA
Messenger RNA from Dromaius novaehollandiae (emu), 4495 nucleotides. RefSeq names its product OCRL inositol polyphosphate-5-phosphatase (gene OCRL). The record is from RefSeq and is a predicted model, not a curated record. Lineage: Eukaryota; Metazoa; Chordata; Aves; Casuariiformes; Dromaiidae. The transcript has 24 exons. Gene Ontology annotation, cellular component: cytoplasm; membrane. Gene Ontology annotation, biological process: signal transduction; phosphatidylinositol dephosphorylation. Bases 93 to 2966 code for a protein of 957 amino acids. Gene Ontology annotation, molecular function: phosphatidylinositol-4,5-bisphosphate 5-phosphatase activity; inositol phosphate phosphatase activity.